AUGGGCAGACUUUGCUGGAAUGAAUGGGGACGAUUGCUCGCUCUGGUAGCGGGAACUUGUGAGCGAAAUCCUACUUACUCUAUCGUCCGUGAUGGUGUUGACAAUCCGAGCGCAGAUAUGACCUGGGGUUCCAUCUGGGCCAUUAUGUAUCGCAAAUUCUUCUGGGAUAUGAUUGGCGGGACCCUUGGGCCAGCUGGAAUCAUUCCAGGGAAUAACACAAAAUUCUUCGUGACUAUCGUUGUGAACCUACCUGUGCUGCAAAUCAUCAAUCUCUUGAUCGGUCUGGUCACACUAGCACUGGAAUGGCCGCUGCCGCUUAUCGACGGCACGGCCCUGCACCGGAGUUUAGUCUUUCGGAUGGCUUUCUACUUCUUCUCUGGAUUCCUUGGCAUCAUGGUGUACCAGACUGUGGACUGUGCGAUCUAUUACGUCAUCGUGUCUGCGGUCUUCACUCGUGCCAUGAUUCUUGGCGAGAGGAUCCUCUCGACGAAGGCUGUCCCGCAGAGCAUCGCUUAA
Molecule: messenger RNA, 516 nt
Organism: Kockovaella imperatae
Lineage: Eukaryota; Fungi; Basidiomycota; Tremellomycetes; Tremellales; Cuniculitremaceae
Exons: 5
Coding region: 1-516 (171 amino acids)
Source: RefSeq, a predicted model, not a curated record